Molecule: messenger RNA, 5991 nt
Organism: Acanthaster planci (crown-of-thorns starfish)
Lineage: Eukaryota; Metazoa; Echinodermata; Asteroidea; Valvatida; Acanthasteridae
Source: RefSeq, a predicted model, not a curated record
ACUUUUCCCGAGGAAAGAGAUUCAAUCGUCAGUGAGACAUCUGAAUCGAUGGACAUCCAGAGUCGUAAUACGAUCCAGUGCCCCCUUCUCCCUCAGCUGCCGACCCAGACGGACUUCACAGUGUACUGGACAAUCAAGAACUCAUCAGAUGGUCAAAGUCUGGAUAUCAUUGUCGCCAAGUUUCCUGAUGGUGAAAUCAUGUCAAUUCAAAAAUAUACCGAUACACACAGCAUAACUGACAAGAACGGUUUACAAGUGACAAGAUUUGGAAAACGAGACGAGGAGUAUUGUUGUCAUGUCUUCGAAAACGAGAACGACUUGAGGACUGCAUGUGUUGAUGUCACUUGGUUAGCCCUAAUGACCCAAAAGCAUCCCUCCUUAGAGGGCUGUGACUCAGCAAGCCAGAUUUGCAACGUGGAAGUCACACAACAUCAAGACUACCUGCCUCUGGCAUGUUACAUACAUGAAGUCUACCCGAAGCCUAACCUGAACUGGUCCUACACAAACUGUGAGAGAACACCAAAAUUCUUCACAGCUUCGACAUCAACAAGGAACCAGACUAACGAGUCUUUUAAUGUAAAAUCCACCGUUUACAUUGUUGAAUUGAAGCGAUCGCUGGAGCUCUGCAGCUUUACGUGCACAGCAUACGGCGAUGCAAUUACAGACCAAACAAGGUCAUCCACUGUAACGAUUAAACGUCGUAACGAAAUCACGACAACACCGAGCUUGCGUACACCAUUUACGUAUACUUGUCCGGACUGCAACGAGUCAGGCUUUGGUGUGAUUGUCUUCCUCAUGGUGUGCUUACUUGUCUUUGACCUCGGGCUUUUUCUUUUGUUGGUUUUACCAAGAAGCAAGGCGUUCCUUCUCAAUCAUGCCCUUGAUUUCCCAACAUUGCCCCGCUUUCCUAGAAUGUGCGAAUUUGUGCUAGCGAAGGAAAAGGAUUCCGAACCAAGCGGAACACAGUCAAGCGCACAAAACCCACCAACUGAAGAAGACGAAACAUGUCUGAUGAUCAGUUCUCCCGAAGAAAGUGUCAUGGAGCAGAAAGAAGAUCCUGUAUGUUUCGUGAAUCAUGGCAAUCAAGAAGUUCAUAUUGCAGACCCCAAGUUCAAAUGGAAGUACGUGGGAGAUUUAAUUAUCAAGUCUUUCCUGGACAUGAGGAAUCGUAGCGGAUUCAAGGCUAUCAAAGAUGUUAUCUGCAUGGAAGACGGCAACAUGGUGGUCAUUGACGAAAAAGGAAUGCACCAUUUCACGACGGAGUAUCAUUAUCGUUUCAUCGAUCUGGAUCAAGUUUUGAAUCACAAGACCUUCGUUUGUUUUACAAACUUUGCAUAUGACAAGUUGUUGUUUGGGUUGAAAUUGGGUAAGAUUGUUGUUGUUGACAUGGCACAAGAACAGGCAACUAACUUUGCCUCUGUCACCCCUGCAAAAGGUAAAGAGGUGCAGUUAGCUUGUAUAGCGGGAGGGGAUUCGGGCUUUGUGUUCGCAAGUGAUAGAAAUGGGAGAACGAUCUCUGUAUUUGACCAGGGUGGUAUUUGUUUUGGACGCUUUGAAACUCCGAGUAUCCAACCUUCCUCUUUGGCUGUGCAUAUUCGAAAGGGAAUCCCAGGCUUCUUUGUAACCACGGAAAUGCUAGUUAGGAAGUAUAACGUUUCUGGAGAGAAAAGGCAAUCAAUGAUAAGUCAUGAACACCAUUUGAACAUUGACAAAGAUUUCCUUAUGACCCGUGAUUUCAAACCUGGUCAUAUUUCAGUUCAAGGAAAUGAACUUCUCGUCAUUAACCAUCUUGAUGAUACCAAAUCACUUCAGAUUCUACAUCUUAACGUAAAUAAUGGCAAAUUUCAGAACAGUACGAUAGCGCAUGCACCAGGAAUUCGAGGUGUAAAGUUCAGCAGUGGUGACAAAGUGAUUCUGUACACUGACAACUCUGUGCACUUGCUUGAGAAAAGAACCGACUAACCCAAAUACCUUUAUCUUCCGAAAGAAAAUAAUUAAAUUAUAUAAAAAUAUAAUAUAAUUAAAGUCAGGUUAUUUGGCCCCUCUCAGCUGUAUACCAGGUUCGAUUGUUUUGAAACUUCGCAGACAUGCGAAGACGCUCUUAACAUUAAAGUGUAAAGUUUGAAGUCGAUCCCGCGAGCGGUAAAGUUAAAGAAAAACUGUUGCGGGUCAUUUGAAGUUCCAAGGCUGCACACGUACGAUUUUGUUGCCUGAUAGUUCUCGGAAAACUUGGUGCUCCGCCAGAACGGUAGGUUUAAUUUUCACAAAAACUGGUGUCAAAAUGACCGCAUAGAUUCACUUUAAUUUAGCAUGCCAUAAGGCUCAACUAUUGAAAAACAAUUGCACUGUGGAGAUAUUGGAAAAUGUCAAGUGUGGGUGGAGCGGAUCAGCCCCGGUUCUUCGAGGGUUCGAAGGGGACAAAAUCGUUGGAAAUUCAUAAUGUUUAUCUUGUUUUACUCUCUGACUUAUGAGACAUUAUGAACGAUAUUGUGGCGGUUUCUCCUCCGUAGUCCGCGAACCCUUGGCUCGCCAGGCCACUCAGCCCGGUCGCGGCGCCGCUCGCGCGUGAUUUGGCCAGGGUCUGGAUCCGUUUGGGUGGAAAUGUACCGCCCGUUACUGACACCAAGGACAAGGGACUCUGAACGAAAUGGCACGCCCGGCAAAGAUAUGUGUGAUACCAUCUACUUCUGGCUGGUUUAUUCACUUCCACUCACUUCCUCAAUGCGUGAGGUACCCUAACAAACUAAUGUUAUACAUUUACAAACUGCAAGGAGGGGCAUGAAGGCCCAUCGCACACCCCUUCAUUAAUUACAAACGUCCCGCCAGUACCCAAUCCUUAUGCACAAUCCAAGAUGAACUAACAGUUCGGUCACAAUCGUCCACACAUUAACUAAAUCCCGAUGCCAAAGUUGUGUCAGUCGAUUUAAUCUGAACUCCUCGGCAGCUCGGCUUAGACUGACUAAUUUUCCCCAUUCUGACAUUAUUUAAUUCCCUACCCUGUUUUCCACAGUCUUGAAAACACCAUCUUAGCACUAAGAUGCAAAACAAUGGUCCAAAAUACCCGUUUCAAUCUUUAUUCCAUGUACUAAUUUCUAUCAUACUCCGGAUAUUGUCAAACUUCCCCCCCCCCUUUUUCCAUGUUGUUGGUGCCUGAGACUUUAGAAAGUCCAAGAAUAUUUUGAAAAUCUGUUACGUCUCCACGUUGCAUUUUCGUGUGAAGGUGUUCCUGUAUGUUCACUCGAGCAUCUGUGCACGUCUGCUUGUUGGGCUUUACUGACUCAUUUUUACCGCCAGAAAGUGAAUUUAGUCAAAUAUAGUGUCAGAUUAUCAACGUUUUAUAUGAUUGUGACAAAAUGACAACGAAAUGUAUAUGAUUAGAGGAAAUGUCGAGAAGCUUAAAACUUUUUUCGAUCCAACGAAAUAUCACCGACGCAUAGCUUCAGUUCAUAGCUAAAUUCCUUAUUCUUUAUUUUUCGUUUCUUUUGUAUACGUUUUUCCCCAUGAUCCAUUCAUAUUCAAGGCCUCCCCCUUCUUUGGUCAUCCAGCUGUACCAAUCUAUCAGUAUCAAAUUAUUGAUGUUUAUUUUGUUAAAGGUGACUUGUUAAUGGGGAAGUGUACGUUAUAGCAUUGACAUGACUAAAAUCGUCUGAAAAGUUUGAAACUUUUUAAACGAUACAAAUAGUUGAAACCUCUUUUAAUAUCAUAUGCAGUCCUCCGAUCCCCAGAAUGUAUCAAAAAGUAAACACCAUUUCCUUUUGGAAUAUCUUAACAUAUUAAACGAAUACAUUGAAGCUAAAAAAAUCAAUUUUAAUUGACUUUCCAUUUGACAUUGCCUCUGAGCGUCAUCUCCUUAUGACGUUGACAAUGUCCUCUUGAGUCAAUGAAAUUUAACUCAGUAUAUAAUUUGUCACAUCGGAGAGAGUUUUGGCUUAGCGAAGCGCACUGGCUGGAGAAAAAAAACAUCAAAUUCAUCACUGCAGAAAAGAAAAACCAACAAAACGAUUAACAACAUAGCAUUUCAAGGCUAUGCUCUCUAACUCUCUGAAUGAUGAUUAUUUUAGUGCGUUUUGUAUACUCUUCCAUAUCGCUGGCUGUCGCGUGAACUUUGACCGAAGUGAUGGAUCGUUUUGUUUUGCUUGUACAAUAUUUCUCUAAUGCUGACAGAAUUUUUGAAUUUGCGAAGCAAUGCUUGUUACAUUGUGGUAAAUAAUCAUAUUUUUCAAUGUUCAUUUUGCAUUUGGUUGGCUGGGUGAAGUAGGCCAUAUGCAUAGGAUGCCUUCAUGAUUUCCUGGUUGUGGUCGGACGCGCUGCUUAUUAUUAGCUUAUUUUUCAGUAGGCCUACCCUUUGUGUAUUUUUGUCACAAUUCAACCGUAUCAUGUUGUUGCAGUUUCGAUCUGUAUAAGCCUACUUGUAUAUUAUAAUAACUACUAGAGAAAUCCUCACGCAUCACGUAUUAUCCAGCUCGGCAUAUAGUGUCUGCAGGCAAUAUGGCGCAUGGUAUUUGCUUGUACUUGUGAAGCACCACAUGUCCAUAACUCACAACCUAAGCCUAUUUGGUUAGGGAGGGGGGUACCGGACGUUAUACAAAAAUAGAAAUAAAUGCUGGUUGGUGCAUUAGACUAAGUCAACUCCAUGCAAAUGUCAACGUGCGCCAACCGUUCCUGUUCAAUGGGAACGCAUGAACAUGUACUGUGCACGAGUACACAGCAGUCAGUGAGUAAUGGUUUUUACAUUACAGUUUACACCUAUGCGCUCUAUAGUCAGGUUUAUCCACCCGACGCGAAUGUGAAAGGGUUUAAGUCGCAGCACUCUAUCUCAAGCAGGUGCAGCCGGGCGACAAUAAAGUCCAGAGUUGUUGAUGUUUCUAGCUGUGUGGACUUUACUGCUGCCACAUGUAAUGUUUUCUGCCUACUGUGGGAGCUCCUUGUUCAUACUAUGCUCGGUUGUUUUCCAGCCAAAACUCGUCAAAACAAAAAGACAACCCUCCCACCAAUGACGAUUUAUAAACAACUUUCCCUCAGCAAUGUACAAAAUGCUAUCUGUGGUAAAGACUUACUAUUUAACAAAUGUAGGACAUAAUUUAAACAAGACUUUAUCGAUACAAAACAUGAUCCUGAUAUAAGAAAAGAUAGCCAUUUCGGUUCAAUGUUAGUAAAUUUCUGCUUCAGCAAAUGUAAAUAAAACGUUUAAAAAUUGUAAAUAUAAUAUUUUCAUAACAUACACAUUUAACUGAACAAAGUUACAGGACCAGACAAAUUCCCUUUUUGACCAGGAGUAAUUGUUGAAAAGGGAGAGGAAUUCUUGAAAUAGUGUUUUUUAAGAAUUUGCUUUUCAUGUCACUAUUAUGCUAUACCAGUAUCAAAUGGAUGCAGUAUAUAUACAGCAGCAGGUCACCGUAAUCCGACUUGGACAAUGGAUAAAAUCACGAACACCUGCUCACGUUUGUUUAUGACGCUCAUUACCGAAGUGCGCAUGCGCAGGAUUUGCACUUAACCACAGCCUGAUGGCAACAGGCUAUGUCUGAUUUCGCGCGCUCUCGGAUCGCACAAUGAGGAUUCGUCUUUGUUAGUGGAUUUCUAGGAAAAAAAACAUAAAUAAUAACAUUUUUAUGACAAAUCCAAAUUACAUUAAUCCUUUUAUUUUUCAGUAGCACUGAUUUUGUGAGAUAUUAUAGUGUUGGACAUACCAUUUUAGAGAUAAAAAUAGAUAUAAAAUGGCCUUGAAUUUUCAUGCACCAUUGGAUCAAUACGAUUUUGAGGUUAUUCAAAGUGAUCUAAUUUUUAAAAUAUUUAUCUGGUGGAUUCAAAAUAAAUGCGUGAAAUCAAUGCAUUAAGGGUGAAUCUUUAAUUUGGUGCUAGAUUUUUGUCUCAUUUUGUCUCCAUUCAUUUUCUAUUAAAAAUCACUGAUGAACUUUGUGCAAAAUUUGCGACUCGAUUUUUUCGUUGGUUGAAAAGGUCCGUGGAAUAAACGUUUUAUAAUAAUGUUCUGCA